Messenger RNA from Sphenostylis stenocarpa, 603 nucleotides. Lineage: Eukaryota; Viridiplantae; Streptophyta; Magnoliopsida; Fabales; Fabaceae. The record is from the annotation of a GenBank genome assembly.
AUGGAGAAAGUUGAGAUGAAGAUAAUUGGAGUUAUGAUGAUGGUGAUGAUUGUGUUGGGCUCUGCAGAAGCUGAAUUGAAGAGUGGUGGUGGUGGUGGUGGUGGUGGUGGUGAUUCUGAUGGGUUUUUGUGUUGGCUCAAGUGUGGAUUCAAAUGUGUACCUAAAGAAGCAUCACCUAAAGAUCAUAAAAUAUGUAUUGAUAAUUGUCACAAACACUGUAACACUUUGUCCUCUCACAAUUGUUUUACCAGUUGUGGCUUCAUCAAGUCCAUUGCCAUGAGCAUUGGUGCUCCUCAUCUUGCAGCCAACCUUGUCAAUCCUUGCCUUCAAGAGUCUGAAUUGAAGAGUGAUGAUGGGUCUGAUGGGUUUUUGUGUUCAGUGAAGUGUGCAAUUUUAUGUGCACCUCAAGAAGGACAUCCUGAAAUGCAUAAAAAAUGUAUUUCUGAUUGUCAUUCCCAUUGUAAAAAGUUAUCCUCUGAUCUUUUCAACAAUUGUUUUACUGGUUGUGGUUUGAUCAAGUCCAUUGCCAUGAGCAUUGGUGCUCGGGAUCUUGCAACCAACAUGGUCAAUCCUUGCAUGCAAGAGUGUAGAAAAAAGCAAUAA